Messenger RNA from Trichosporon asahii var. asahii CBS 2479, 2934 nucleotides. RefSeq names its product iron regulator 1. Gene Ontology annotation, biological process: negative regulation of transcription by RNA polymerase II; positive regulation of transcription by RNA polymerase II. The coding region runs from base 1 to 2934 and encodes 977 amino acids. Gene Ontology annotation, molecular function: zinc ion binding; DNA-binding transcription factor activity, RNA polymerase II-specific; RNA polymerase II cis-regulatory region sequence-specific DNA binding. The transcript has 3 exons. The record is from RefSeq and is a predicted model, not a curated record. Lineage: Eukaryota; Fungi; Basidiomycota; Tremellomycetes; Trichosporonales; Trichosporonaceae.
AUGCCCCGAGCGCCCUCGGCGUCGCCAAAUCAUACUUCAGCCACCCUCACCACUACCGCCACCGCCCCAACAUCUCCGAGUGCUUCGGCGAAACUCUCCCCCCGUGCCUCGCUUUCGGCCCCUCACUCUCCGACAGCACCGACUGGAUAUCGAUCGUUCGCCGCCGCCCCUCGUGUGUCUGAUACCCGCGGAUCCUCGAACCAGCAGGACGAGGAAGAGGACGAGCUGGACGACGACGACGCCCCCGCCGCUCCGCCUCCGGAACCUGCUCCUCGUGCACCCCCCAGUGGCAGUGGCAAUAUGAGCGGCUCCGCUUGGCGACCAAAGUUUGCCCGUGGGUGGGGCGGUGUCGGCGGGUACGGCGCUUCCAACGAGCGCGGUGGAUCUGACGGGACUCCGGACAACGGUGCCUCGCCUCAACACAGCGCCCGGCAAUCGGAGCCCGUAUCGCGCGACAUGUCGCCGGCCGUGAAGGACGAUGGUGACGAUGAAGAUCGCCGGCGCCGACCUGCCCGCCGUUCCGGAGUCCAGGGUCCCCCCGGCAAGCGGCCGGAAGAAGACGAGCUCGGCCCGAACAAGAAGCGUAGGACGCACUCGCCCCCACCUGCCCAGAGCGGCGGGGGUUGUGGGGACGAUGGUCCUGGUUCGUGCCCUGGAGACGGUCGCUGCAACGGCCUGGGAGGAAAGACAGCUUGCGAGGGUUGUCCCACGUACAACAACUCGCUUGCUGCCAAGGCUGCCGUCGCCGGCCCGUCUGAAGGUGUGGAUCGCCCUGUUUCGAAGCACUCGCCCCAGCCGGAUCACCACAACGCCGAUCGACCCAGUCCUUGGAACAUGGGCAUCCUCAGCCGUACGAGCUCCAUGAACAAUGGCCGCGGCACUGCCUCCCCCAUUCCUCCUUCUGGCCACGACAUGAAGCCUUCCGUUUCACCCGAGGCCGAUCCUCAGAAGCAGCAGCAACAACAACAACAGCAGCAGCAGCAGCACUCUACCCCUGGUCCUCAGCCUGGCACUAACGGGCUGGCUACGACUCCAGUUGGCAUGAGCUGCCGCAAUUGUGGUACGAGCACUACACCCCUUUGGCGUCGUGACGAGGAAGGCCGACCGCAGUGCAACGCUUGUGGUUUGUACCACAAGCUUCAUGGAGUUCCCCGACCCGUCGCCAUGAAGAAGACGGUCAUCAAGCGGCGCAAGCGUGUUCCGGCCGUUGCUGCCGCUGCGUCGCCUGCCGGGCGAAGCGCGUCGCAGGGCGCCCCGUCGCCUGGUGGAUCCGUCCUUGGCUCGCAGCCGCCUUCUGGCUACCCUGGCGAUGACAAGUCCCGUUAUCCUAUGGGCAGUGGCAGCCCGUGGUCGUCUGGUCUCCCCCCUUCGGCUCGCCAGCAGCAGGAGAUGGAAGCUCGUCGAAAGGGUAUGCCUAUGAUUGUACCCGGCGGUGGUGCCCCCUCUGGCGGUGUCGAGCGCAAGAAGCCAUGGUGGAUCGAGGAUCGUCGCGAGCGAGACGACAAAGAGCAUGGUCAGGACCUCGCUGCGGAGACCCUGCUUUCGAUUGCCCCUCAGACCAAGGUUGCCACACUGUCCCCAGAUAGCCGUGACAAGCCCCUGGCUGGCGGAUCCGGAAUGGACAUCGACCCACGUGACGAUGACGCACGCGGCGUCAAGCGCAAGUCUGCCGAGGACGACCGUAUGGGCGCUAGCGCGCACAGUUUGGGUCUUGUUGGUCUCGAGAAGGACCGCGACCGCUCUAGGGAGCGCUACUCGCAUUCGCCGUUGGCUCAAGCAAACGAGGGCCGCGGUGGUGCGGGUACACCAGGUGGCCGUGUCGGUGGCAGUGCUCAGUCCACGCCCUCAUCGGUCUACAAUGCCAGCCCCCGCUACUCGAUUUACGGUCCCAAUCCCCGGGAACCCAGCAACCUCAUGUCGACCCCUUGGUCAAACCUGGGCAACAGCCGCUACGGUUUCGGGUUCGGUAGGAGGGAUCUUGGAAGUGGUACGAGCCCGGCCGCUCCCGGUGCCUCGCCGGCAGCGUCGGCGAAGCACGGUGGCCCGCCCCUCUCGCCUCCCCGUCGCCCCGCGCCUGAGCCCCCUCGAGAGUCGUCGUCACUUUCGCGCUUCUACUCCGGCAGCGGCAUGGGCUCUAGUGCUGGCGGCCCGUACAGCAUCAGCCGCCGCGAGCUUACCGAACACCGCGAACAACUUCGUGAGGGCAAGCGUUGGCUCGAGGGCAUGCUUUCCAGGACGGAGAAGCUACUGUCCGUUGUGGAGAGCAAGAUUGCCGCUGAACCCGCCCCGUCUGCUCCGGCUGCGGCUGCCAACCCUGCCGCUCCGGCUGGAGCAUCGGCCCCGGCUCCUUCCGCAGCGAAUCCGGCUUCGCGCAAUGACGACUGGGAGUUUGAGGAGCGCGAGCGCGCGCGCCGAAAAGAGUUCCAGCGUCUGGAGGAGGAGGCUCAGCGGGAUCGCCAGGAGAAAGAGAGGCGUGACAAGGAGCGUGCUGGCGCUCUUCCCAUCCGUGGUGGCGAGCCUCCUCGGGAACGAGAGCGUGAGCGGGAGCGCGACGUGCGGGAACGUGAGGCUGCCGCUGUUGCCGCCGAGCGCGUUGCCGUCGAGCGCGAGCGCGAGCGGGAACGCGAGAUGUUUGACCGUGAAUUCCGUCGCACUGCCUCGGACAAGGAGGAACGUGGCCGUGAUCUCCUCAACCUGUCGAGGCGCAGUGGUGUGUCGCCGAACGGCGUUGGGCGCGUUUCCUCUAACGGUGGCGAGCAGCCGCCCGCACCGCGGUCGCACGAUAGGGAGCGCGAACGGGAGCGCAGUGGCAGCGGCCCCGCCAGCAGUGGCAGUGCCGCGCCGAAGUGGGAGAGCGAGGGUGCCGUUCCCCUGCCCCGGCAUGAGCGGGAAGCGCCACGGCCAUGGACAUUGGGCAUUGACACGUUUGGAUAG